Messenger RNA from Arabidopsis thaliana (thale cress), 1676 nucleotides. Its product is annotated as YDG/SRA domain-containing protein. The transcript has 2 exons. The record is from RefSeq and is marked reviewed. Gene Ontology annotation, cellular component: nucleus. The coding region runs from base 158 to 1405 and encodes 415 amino acids. Lineage: Eukaryota; Viridiplantae; Streptophyta; Magnoliopsida; Brassicales; Brassicaceae. Gene Ontology annotation, biological process: chromatin remodeling.
CUUAAGUACUGUUCAGUGACUCAUCGUUUUUCGAGCCUCAGAGAUUAUCACAAGAAGAAGAAUCCAGAGUCCGCCGGGAAAAAAAAAAAAAAAAACAAUAAGAAGAUUACAAAAACAAAGAAUUACUCCGUUCAUCUUCGCUAGGUUCUGUUUCAGGAUGAUGAUGACUCAAAGGAUCUCUCCUUCUAAUAAGCGUCGGAGAGUCUCUUUUGUUAGAGAUUUUCCUCAAUUUAGUGUUAAAGAUGAAAGUGACAUUGGUGGUGAUGAUGUUGCAACCAUAAAAGAGAACUUGGAUGGUAAAGAAGAUAGUAACUGUGUUGGUGUCGCUUAUCGCGAUCACCAUAGGCCUAAAGAAGAAUCGUUUGAUUCGAUAAUGAAGAAAGCUGGCUUUAAUGUAGCUAAUGGUAAUCUUGGGAAUGGAAAGUUUCCUCCAUCUAAGAGGAAUGUUCCUUUACCUUGUGAAGGUAAAGUGCAACCUCUUAGCGUGGAGGAAGGUAUUAAACUAAUGGCUUAUGAAAGCCAAAGAAGACGUUGUUUUGGUAAGCCUUUGGUAUCAACCAAAGUUGUGCAGAAACAUAGAUACUCACCUGCGAAGAAGAAGUUGAGUAAUGCAACUGCGUUAAGAGUAAGACACUCACCGAUGAAGAAGUUGAGUAAUGCAUCAAGACUAAGAGCAAAUGCUCAUAGACCGACUCAACAUAAAGAUGAAAGACGGUCUGGAGUCCUCUCGGUUAUACAACGAAACCGGCUUUCGAAAGAUCUUACCCCACGCCAGAAGGUUCAAGAAGUGUUGCGUAUUUUCACACUUGUGUUUGAUGAGCUAGAUCGUAACAAGGCAGCAAGAAGAGGUGGAUCAGAGACUGCCAAGAGCAGGAUAGAUUACCAAACUUGGACUAUUCUGAGGGAAAUGGGGAUGCAAGUUAACUCUCAAAAGAGGAUUGGAUCAGUCCCCGGGAUCAAGGUUGGAGAUAAAAUUCAGUUCAAAGCAGCACUCAGUGUAAUCGGUCUUCAUUUUGGCAUCAUGAGUGGGAUUGACUACAUGUAUAAAGGAAACAAGGAAGUAGCUACAAGCAUUGUUUCAUCAGAAGGUAAUGAUUACGGGGAUAGAUUCAUCAACGAUGUGAUGAUCUAUUGUGGUCAAGGAGGUAAUAUGAGGAGCAAGGAUCAUAAAGCAAUCAAAGAUCAGAAGCUUGUUGGUGGAAAUUUGGCUUUAGCUAAUAGCAUUAAGGAAAAGACUCCGGUGCGAGUGAUCCGUGGCGAAAGACGAUUGGACAACAGAGGAAAGGAUUAUGUGUAUGAUGGUUUAUACAGGGUGGAGAAGUAUUGGGAAGAGAGGGGACCUCAAGGUAACAUUUUGUUCAAGUUUAAGCUUAGAAGAACUUGUCAACCUUAUGUGGACUUUUGAAAGGGAUAGUGUGAGAUAAUGAAACUUUAGUUUUUGGUUUUUUGGUAAGAUAGUACUUACUUAGGUCCGUGACCUGUAAUAUCAAACCAACUAUAGUGUGGUUUAGGAUAACUUUUCUUUCUGACAGUAGUAGGUUCAGGAUCUUGUGUUGUACAAAUUGAAUGAUCCUUCUGAUGUCUUCAUAACUAAUGAUCCUUCUGUUUCUAAACUUCAUAAAUGUUACACCUUUUUGUUAAUAUUAUAUUCUAAUGAUGUAAAGUUACUUCGCAAA